ACAAGGGUGACAAAGCACUUAUCUAUACAUUUCAAGACGCUGUCAGAGGCAGAGGAGGCAUUGCAAAUUGAUUAUGUUUCCAGUGGACUUGAUUUUGGUGAACUUCAGCCCAGCAGCACUUCACAAAGGUCAACUGCACUCACACUUGAUAAUCCUCUGUCCCCUACCUUCCAGUUUUCUCCAUGUAAGGAUAUACCACCACUUACUCGCAGUGUUGGGGAUCUGAUCAAAGACUUUGUUGCAAGCUUCAAAUAUGCAAUGUCAUCAAGGUUACGGUCGCAGAUUCUAAGUCAUUUGUUUAAGAAAGCUGUUAUGGAAAGUGGGGGACAUGAAUUCCUUUAA
Molecule: messenger RNA, 342 nt
Organism: Pocillopora meandrina
Lineage: Eukaryota; Metazoa; Cnidaria; Anthozoa; Scleractinia; Pocilloporidae
Source: the annotation of a GenBank genome assembly